AUGAAUGUUGAUCUCAAAAUGCUGGCCCUCAGUGAAAUAAGGAUAUCAGAACCAAUAUGCAAUGUUAUUGAACCAAGAACUGAAUUCUGCGGGAUUGAGAAUAGGGAUGUUCGGGUCAACGGAAACAUGUCCUCAGUGUAUAUUGUUUCAUCUCAAACGGAGAAUGUGAUAGAGACUAGGAAUGAUUCAUGGACUAUAAGACCUUAUGCUCGAAAAGACGACGUGACAGCAAUGAGCCUCAUUAGGAAAUGGUCAGUGAAACAAGUAAGUACCGGUGAUCACCAAGAAUCAAUCCCUACAUGUACUAGUAAUCAUAGUAUUUCAGCCAUCUUGUUUUCUAUUGGUGGAGAUACAUUGAACCAGUACCAUGACUUUGCUGAUGUGAUCAUUCCACUUGUUACAUCUCGAAAAUACAAUGGGGAAGUUCAGUUCCUUAUCACUGACAAUCGUAUUAGGUGGACUCGGAAGUUCCGAGAAAUACUAAAUGGACUGUCCAAGUAUGAGCUUAUUGACAUUGACAAAGAAUCAGAACAAGUCAUCCAUUGCUUCCCAAGCGUAACAGUUGGCCUGAAAACAUUUCGCAAUGAAAUACUUGAUCCUUUGAGAUAUUCAUAUUCUAUGAAAGACUUCAGGGAAUUUCAGAACCACUUUUCAUUAAAGAGGGCCAAUGCAAUCAAAAUAGGAGAUGGACAGUAUCAACUAAUCAAACCUCAACUUUUCAUCCUAUCAAGAAACAGAACAAGGUCUUUCACAAAUACAGGCGAAAUUACUAAGAUGGCAAGAGCCAAGAGACUUGGGGUACAAGGUAACUGUAGCAGAGUCUGACAGGAAUGUAUCAAAGUUGCAAAUAUUGUGAAUUCUUGUGAUGUGAUGAUGGGAGUUCAUGGAGCUGGCCUUCUGAACAAUCUUUUUCUACCCGAAAACGCAAUUUUUAUCCAGAUAAUUCCAGUUGGAAAGUUCGAAUGGAUUUCGAAAACAUACUAUGGAGGGCCAGCAAAGGAUAUGAAUCUUAAGUAUUUGGAAUAUAAGAUAAGCACUGAAGAGAGCACAUUGAUAGAGCAAUACCCACUAGAUCAUGCCGUUUUCACAAACCCCAGCUCUAUUGAAAAACAAGGGUGAACGGCAUUCAAGUCAAUCUAUAUGAACAAACAAAAUGUAAAGCUUAAUGUCACUAGGUUUAAACCCACGUUGUUAAAAGCUCUUGAGCUUUUGCAGCGACAUGGGCAUUGUUUUAUCUGA
Messenger RNA from Argentina anserina (silverweed cinquefoil), 1239 nucleotides. RefSeq names its product alpha-1,3-arabinosyltransferase XAT3-like. Lineage: Eukaryota; Viridiplantae; Streptophyta; Magnoliopsida; Rosales; Rosaceae. Gene Ontology annotation, molecular function: glycosyltransferase activity. The record is from RefSeq and is a predicted model, not a curated record.